GAAAUAAAUCCAAAUACCGGUUUUGUAACCCAACAAACAACCUUCAAUUCGCUCUAAUCCUCCACAAUAAAAUCCUAUUAGUUUAUUACAGUCACAUGUGCAAAAAAAAUCAAAGAUAAGAAACUUCCCCAAAACUGGCAGUGCUCCACAAUGGCAGGUAAACACCUCAACCUCCUCAAAACCCUCCCCCAGGCCUCAAUUUCAGUCAAACGCUACAAACGCCUCCUCCACACGCGCAUCCCCAUCACACGAUGGCUCCCUCUCUACACGCUCCCGACCCUCCUCCAAGACCUCCUGGCCGGGAUCACAGUCGGCAUGACGGAAAUCCCCCAAGGCAUCGCCUACGCGAUCGUAGCGGGACUUCCCCCAGAAUACGGACUCUACUCCGGCUUGAUCGACGGCUUCGUCUACGCCGUUUUCGGGGGCUGUAAGGACCUGAAUAUUGGCCCCACGUCAAUCCUCUCCCUCAUGCUGCAGCCCCACGUGGCCAAAAUGGGGCCCGACGCCUCCAUUUUGAUGACUUUCAUCUCCGGAAUUAUGAUUUUCUGUCUGGGAGUGAUGCAUUUGGGUUUCGUUAUUCAGUUUUUCUCGUAUCCGAUCAUAGCCGGCUUUAUUUGUGGGGGGUCGUUUCAGAUUGCGUCCUCGCAGCUUAAAAGCUUGUUCGGGAUUCCGGGGAAGAACGGGAAUUUUCUCGAGAGUUGGAAAAGUGUUUUUGAGAAUUUUUCGCAAGUUAGGAAAUGGGAUACGGUGUUGGGAGUCACGUCUAUUGUGGCCUUAGUGGCGUUGAAGGAAAUCCGUGUUUUUGGGAGCCUCCAAAGCCGCCCCGACUGGACCCCGCGCCGCAAUUUUCUCGGAAAACUCAUUUUCCUCCUCUCCCUCGGCCGCAACGCCCUCAUCGUAAUCAUCGGCACCCUGAUUUCCUACUACUUGUACGAGCAAAAACCCUUCAAAAUCACCGGCAACGUCAGCGGGGGAUUCCCCCCAUUCAGACCCCCGCCCUUCUCCACCAACUUCACCGGAACCGAGUCCACGUUCACCGCCAUGGUCCAAGGCUACGGCGUUUCGCUGAUUUUCAUCCCUUUGCUCUCAAUCCUCGAAGCUGUGUCCAUUGCCAAGGCGUUCAGUAAAGGCCGGAAAUUGGACGCCACGCAGGAAAUGCUAGCUUUGGGACUUUGUAACACGUUUGGGUCGUUUUUCGGGUCGAUGCCCGUGACCGGAUCCUUCACCCGGAGCGCCGUGAACAACGCCUCCGGGGUCCGGACCCCGCUAGCUGGGAUUUUUACCUCUUUGCUGCUGCUUGUGGCGAUUGCUUUUCUCACGCCUACUUUCUACUACGUGCCGAAGGCCACCCUUGCCAGUGUUAUAAUAGCAGCGAUGUUUUACUUGUUUGAUUUUGGGGCCUUUGCCCUGCUGUGGAGAACCAAAAAACUUGAUUUGGUCCCAUUUUUGGCCACGUUUCUCUGCAGUCUUUUGCUUGGGGUGGAUUAUGGGAUUUUAAUCGGGGCUUCGAUUAAUUUACUCUUCGUUUUGUAUGCAAGUGCACGUCCGAAAUUUACAAUAACUGAGGAGAAAGUUCUAAAUGAUGGAAGCAAGAUUUUUGUUAUUAUGCCGAGGGACACACUUUUUUUUCCUGCAGCUGAGUUUCUAAGGGACACGGUUUUAGAGUGUGACGGGAGCGACGUUACCGUUAUUAUUAACGGGAAAUAUAUUAGGAAUAUGGACACAACUGUGGCUAAGAGUAUUUCUGUGCUUGCACAUGAGCUCAGCUUGCGCAAACAUAAAGUCAUGUUUGUUAAUUUUAAAGAAUCGGUGAUGAAAAUCUGUAUUGGGGUUGAUAAGAAACUAGAGAAUUUCUUCUUCAGUGAAGAAUAUUACAAUAGUGUUACUAAAGAGACGUCUCACGAGUUAGAUUCAUCCAGACUGUGAUUAAGUGUUGCCAAUAAAAAAAUAAAAACACCAA
Tribolium castaneum (red flour beetle) is the source of this 1960-nucleotide messenger RNA. RefSeq names its product sodium-independent sulfate anion transporter. Gene Ontology annotation, cellular component: plasma membrane. The record is from RefSeq and is a predicted model, not a curated record. The coding region runs from base 151 to 1926 and encodes 591 amino acids. Gene Ontology annotation, molecular function: sulfate transmembrane transporter activity. Lineage: Eukaryota; Metazoa; Arthropoda; Insecta; Coleoptera; Tenebrionidae. The transcript has 6 exons. Gene Ontology annotation, biological process: transmembrane transport.